AUGGCUUUAUGGUUGAGUCCGAGCAGAGAGACUGAGUCACUCCAGUCCCCUCGCACAGACGCAGACUCGCUGGAAAAACCCAAGCUCAAGUCUGGCGGAUCUGUCGAGAGUCUGAGGAGCUCACUAAGUGGACAGAGCUCAAUGAGUGGUCAGACAGUAAGCACCACAGACUCCUCAGCAAGUAACCGAGAGAGUGUGAAGUCAGAGGAUGGUGAUGACGAGGAGUUGCCUUACAGAGGACCAUUUUGUGGCCGAGCCCUUGUACACACUGACUUUAUCCCCAGUCCCUAUGAUACAGAUUCCCUCAAACUCAAGAGAGGGGAUGUUAUAGACAUAAUCAGUAAGCCUCCAAUGGGUACAUGGAUGGGCCUUCUGAAUAACAAGGUGGGCACCUUUAAGUUCAUCUGUGUAGAUGUGCUGAGUGAGGAAGGUGAAAAGCCCAAGUGCAGCAUCAGGAAGAGAAGGAAGAGUCGGCCUCCCAAACCCACGUCUGUGGAAGAGCGUCUAGAGCGCAUCAACCUCAAAGAGCACAUGCCCACGUUCCUGUUUAAUGUAUAUGAGGAUCUGGAAACUUUUAAAUUGCUGGAGGAGGAGGACCUGGACGAGCUGAACAUCAGAGACCCACAGCACAGAGCAGUGUUGCUGACUGCAGUGGAGCUGUUGCAGGAGUACGACAUCAACAGUGACCUUGAGAAUGUUGGCUCCUCAGUAAACUCACAGGAGAAGCUUCAGCCAGAGAUAUCUGCUCCCUCAAGAGAUUCUCCACAUGACUCUGGUUGCUAUGAGAGCAAUGAGAAUUUGGAGAAUGGUAACAGCCUUCUUCACCUGUGA
Molecule: messenger RNA, 831 nt
Organism: Neoarius graeffei (lesser salmon catfish)
Lineage: Eukaryota; Metazoa; Chordata; Actinopteri; Siluriformes; Ariidae
Product: SAM and SH3 domain-containing protein 1-like
Molecular function (GO): protein binding
Source: RefSeq, a predicted model, not a curated record